AUGGGUUGUUUCCUUUCAAAGGAUGCCCCCAUCAAAAUGGUGGAGAAGCCAAAACAGCAAAGCAGACAAGGAUCAGUUUCCACCGCCGCCAAUGAUCCUAAAAGGAAGGCGGCGCGUCAAGAUGAUACCUGCGGCGUGACAACGGUCGGCGGUGGUGUGAGUACUAGUACUGUUUCUCAUAGGAACUCUGGGAAGAAGAUUAAUGCAGAGGAGAUGAUCAACGGAUGGCCUAAAUGGUUAAUCGAUAAUGUUCCCAAGAAAGUCUUGGCUGGCUUGGUUCCAAAAACAGCUGAUUCAUAUGACAAACUCUCAAAGGUUGGACAAGGAACAUACAGCAAUGUCUACAAAGCAAGAGACAGAGAUACAGGAAAGAUAGUUGCAAUGAAGAAAGUCCGAUUCGAUACUACAGAACCAGAAAGCAUAAAGUUUAUGGCGAGAGAGAUAAGAAUAUUGAGAGAUCUUGAUCAUCCAAAUAUCAUUAAACUUGAAGGAAUAGCCACUUCAAGAAUGCAAUACAGUCUUUACUUGGUUUUCGAUUUUAUGCAGUCUGAUUUAUCCCGGUUAAUCUUAAGAUCUCCUCAACAACAACAACAACUGACCGAGCCACAAGUGAAGACAUAUAUGCAACAACUUCUUUCUGGUCUUCAACAUUGCCAUGAAAGAGGAAUUCUCCAUAGAGAUAUUAAAGGUUCUAAUCUUUUGAUUGACAAAAAUGGGAUGUUAAAAAUUGCAGAUUUUGGUUUGGCAAAUUACUAUGAUCAGUCUAGUAAACAAAGACGUCCUCUUACUAGCCGAGUUGUGACUCUUUGGUAUCGAGCUCCCGAGCUUCUUUUAGGUUCUACUGAUUAUGGUGUUGCCAUUGAUCUUUGGAGUGCUGGCUGCAUAUUAGCUGAGAUGUUCAUUGGAAGGCCUAUAAUGCCUGGAAGAACAGAGGUUGAACAACUUCACAGGAUUUUCAAAUUAUGUGGUUCGCCCACAGAAGAUUAUUGGAAAAGGAUGAAACCACCAACCACGUUUAGACCAGCACAAUACAAGCCUAGUUAUCGCGAAACAUUUGAAAGCUUACCAUCCUCUUCAUUUGGUCUCAUCACUACUCUUCUAUCAUUGGAUCCAUCUUAUAGAGGAACUGCUGCCUCUGCUCUAAAGAAUACAUUCUUUACUUCAAUCCCAUUACCAUGCAAGCUUACAGGACUUCCCCAGCCAAUUAAGGACAAAGAUGAUCGAAGAAAUUUAAAGGUAAGGCAGAAAACCUUGAGAGAUCAAGAACGAAGUAACAAAAGAAAGGUAUCGUUUAAUGCAGAAAAGAAAGAGUUGGAGAAUUCAGAGAUGAAUAACAAUAACGAUAACAAUAACAAUAGUUCUUCAUCGGUUAGAAAACAGAGCAAGAGUGAUCAAGGAGGAAGUCCGGCUCCUUUGUUGACAACUCGGGAGGUGGUAAAUAGGACUGCGAGAACAGAGGCUCAUCCUAAUGCUAUGAAGAACAUAAAGAACUUUCCAAUCUUGAUGGCUUCUAUGGCCGAUACUGCAAGUCAUAUUACAAUUGAAAAUAACAGGCUAACGCUUAAGACACGAUCUUUUUCGCAUAUCGAUUUUAGGACGGUAGAUGUGGAGAAGAUGUCGAAGUUGUUUGGAGGUGAAGAACAUUAGGAUGAAGAGGGGAGGUGAAGAACAUUAGAAUAGGAAUAAAUCUUUAUUGAUUUCGGUUACCACAUUGGAAAUAAGUGUAGUGAAGUGAGUGUGU
Impatiens glandulifera is the source of this 1741-nucleotide messenger RNA. RefSeq names its product probable serine/threonine-protein kinase At1g54610. Gene Ontology annotation, cellular component: cyclin-dependent protein kinase holoenzyme complex; nucleus. The coding region runs from base 1 to 1647 and encodes 548 amino acids. The record is from RefSeq and is a predicted model, not a curated record. Gene Ontology annotation, biological process: protein phosphorylation; positive regulation of transcription elongation by RNA polymerase II. Gene Ontology annotation, molecular function: RNA polymerase II CTD heptapeptide repeat kinase activity; ATP binding; cyclin-dependent protein serine/threonine kinase activity. NCBI's taxonomy places the organism in Eukaryota, Viridiplantae, Streptophyta, Magnoliopsida, Ericales, Balsaminaceae. The transcript is spliced from 4 exons.